Messenger RNA from Adineta steineri, 158 nucleotides. NCBI's taxonomy places the organism in Eukaryota, Metazoa, Rotifera, Eurotatoria, Adinetida, Adinetidae. The record is from the annotation of a GenBank genome assembly.
AUGACUAAAAAACAACAAGAUGAACUUACUUCAAGUUUUAAUAAUCUACCCUGGAGUCUCCCAUUAGGUUUCUCAUCAUUAUCACCAUUUGGUGCAUUUCCAGGUUUUGGUUUACCUACACCUAAUUUUCCUUCAUUGAACAGUUUUGCUUCAUCAUC